Klebsormidium nitens is the source of this 2187-nucleotide messenger RNA. NCBI's taxonomy places the organism in Eukaryota, Viridiplantae, Streptophyta, Klebsormidiophyceae, Klebsormidiales, Klebsormidiaceae. The record is from the annotation of a GenBank genome assembly.
AUAUAAUAUCUACGAGAGGCCGCGGAACCCAGCGGAAACCGGAAGCAUGCCGACAGGGCUGCCCGCGCAUGUUGACGAUGCUGUCACAUGUGGGCAGGGCAGUUUGGGGCAGUUGCCCACAUGCAAUGCAGAGGCGCUUUCGAGCCCCAUGUUCAGGGGCGCAUUUCAAAUCCAAAUUGAGGGGCGUUGCAGCAGGUUGGGAAAGGAAGCCAUAGAAGCAGCAAGUCACCGAUUGUGGCAGAUCGGAAGUCUUUUUGUAACGUCAGAGCGUUUAAUGUGUAAAGCGUUGGGAGGACUCAUCCUUUCAAAGGUCACUUAGCUCAUCAAUGGGGCUCCGUUCUCCAAAAGAGAGCAGGUUUCCACUCCUCAAAAGUUUGUACUCCUUCUACAGUAGCUGGUGGUGCAUAGGACUGUCACCUUGAUCAAAAGCGAAGAUGAGAUCAAGGAGUGGCAUGAAGUCGGGCUCAUGGAGCUCGGUGAUUUCCAUUCUCCUUCUCAUCGCAGGUGGUGCUUUCUUAUUCUAUUUAGGAACCGUAGUAGGCCCUGCAGGAAAGCAGCGUGUAAUCUAUGUGAACGAGGGGUCGGCAAGGUCGCCUCUCACGAGAGAGCUGGUGACAGUAGCUGACGUCAUUCAAUCAGGGAGUAAAUUUCAUUCUGAAAGUACUCAGGCAGGGUCUGAAAGUCAGCUAGCUGCUGGCAUAUCUCAAUCAGGUCCCGAAACCUCCUUAGCGAGCCGUACUCUCGUAGGAUCUGAAAGCAGUCGUUCAAAGUUGGAAACAACUCAGGUAGCUACGGUCAGCGGUGUGCGAAAGCACGGGGACUUGUGCGGUCUGCCAGACAGCCAAGUCGAGCAGUUACUGAGCCAACCCCACGGCUCAAAGCCUUGGGAGAACCGCUACUCUUGGGAUUACAAGUGGUGGGACAUCAAGUCCCUCCGCCAGCAUUUAUAUGACGUCCCCGCAAAGGACGUCGAGUGUUUGCUCGUGUCAGCGGCGGGCGUGAUUCCGUGCCUGGCGGAGGAGUGCCUAGUCACACUGUACGUUCGGCCGCAUACUUCGGACAUUGAAGUGGUUCUGCAGCUGUUUGAUAAGCUGGAGUACUACUAUCUGGCGGACUACACGCCGCAGACGAUCCUGGAUGCCGGGGGCAACGUCGGGUUUGGGGCGCUCAUCUUCGGCACGAUGUUUCCUGAUGCAACAAUCAUUACGAUUGAACCGGACACGGAUAACUACCGGCAAUUGCGGCGCAACACAAAGCACCUUGCGAAUGUGAUCCCCUUAAGGGCAGGUCUUUGGUGGAAAGUCACGGCGCUGCGUAUUCGCGAGAAGUACAAGGAGGGCGGCCACGAGUGGGAGUACGUCGUGGAAGAGGUGACGAAAGCUGACGUGGCAGCAAAGACCGCCGGUUCCGAACCGCUCGACUUCUUCCCGGCGGUGACCGUCGACUACCUCGUGCAGUUGUUCAACCUCGGGUCGUUCGAUUUGGCAAAGAUCGACAUCGAGGGCUCAGAGCGGGAGGUUUUCACACAGGACACGUUUAACAGGUUGAGUUGGUUACCCAAGGUUAAGCUGCUAACCGUGGAGCAACACGAGAACCUAAAACCGGGGGCGGAGGCGUCGGUGGCGAAAGCGCUCACGGAGACGUUUGGGGGGGUGUUUGAGCUGGUCACCAUGCCUGAGUAUCAGAUAUGGACGAAUAAGCAGACGAUAGGGCAGAUCGCGAAUGUGAACGUGGGGGCAACGGCGGGAAACGUACAAGACGCCCCGGUAGAAAAGGGGCCUGCGAAGGAUCCCCAACUACAGGGGGAUCCUCUAGAAGGACUCGUUUCUAAUUGAGUUUAAUAUGAAACCCCGCCUCAUAGGCAUCGGUCUCCACCAUCAGGUGACUUGAUUGCGUUUGCAUGAUCGCAUUGUAAGUUGAGUAACGCGUCCUCGAUAAGUCCACGAUAAGUUGGCUUAGCGCAGCGUUGACUUAACAACUUCAAAUGUUGUGGAAAUGAGAGGCGGACAACAACAACUUACCACAAUCGCGUAUGCAACUAGCUAGCUCGAUAACGACAUCAGUCGUCUGACAAAGUUCGGCAGCGCGCACGCCUUCGAAAAUUGAAUUCAGCAGCUAGACGGUCCGCUAGACAUGCUGAUUGGUGGUCGCGCGGGCCCAUGCUCCUAACCAUCCUUUAGCACCGGC